AUGCCACGGGAGGCCCUUAGUGCCAACCAGCUCAUUGAAAGCUACAUAAAGUACGUUAUAAAAAGCAAACCGCUUGUGAAUGAGGCCAUCGGGAAGUACGCCAGCCAUCUUAUGGCCAAGUCCCCUGCGGUUUCAGUUGGGUCGACGACUCAAGAUGAAAAGGGGUCUUUGGAGCACCACAAGUAUCUUUGUGGGAUAGCAGGCCUAUCAAGCAUGCACUUCUGUUGGUUUACAUACCCAGCUCUCGGGGGAGCCCUCAAGGACUAUAUUUUGCAGAUUGAAACUAGGCUUUCUACCGGUAUGAAUAUGAGCCCACCAAGAGGUGCUGGUGCACCGUCUACUAUUGAGCAAAGAAACUAUCGGCCUCCAAUCAUCCAGUUGGACCCUAGCACACAGCAAGAGCUGACUCAAGGCGACGUAAAAUUCGUCUCCAACUUUAUCUAUUUGGUUGAAAAGAUUCAUAUGUGGUACAACCCUGUCACUAAGCAAGGAUCCGGUCCUGGGCUGAGCUUGGACGUCGUAGAACAGCGCUUCUUUGGACAGGUCUCCUCGAUAUACUUUGAUCAGGCUCUUAGCUCUCCUGAACACACCACUUCUAGUGCUGGCACCAUUACAAACUCAAGCGAUCCCUGGCCCUUCUCGAUACUCCCAUCUUUGUCUAGUUCGUCUCCGAUAUAUAUUUAUAAUAUCCAGAAGUACUCCUGUUGCUUCAAUGCACUUAGAGAGAAAUCACAUCGUGGAAUAAUCAUACCAACGUUAGAAGAAAUUAUUAAUGUCUAUGGACUUGUAACUUGGAAGAAUCUGUCGGUCAGCGAACGUUUCUGGGAGCGCAUCCUCUUUGUUCCGUAUGGCUUACACGCUUUGUACUUCUACAUAUACACAGAGAAUUGCCUUCUCAUUUCCAAGGCCUGCCGUUGCUACAGGAACUCGUUCUUCCUGGCCCGUAAGAUCUUCAGUACAAGUUUCGCUACACUAUUCGAACUCUUUGCUAUUCGCAACAAGGCACAGAGCAUUAUCCCUCUCAUAGAUAGCCAACAGUUGUAUAAAAUACACAUACCCUACUCUCUCUUUCUUAGAUCAACAUCCAACGUAUCCGAGAUCCUCUCCAACAUAGCUAUCUACCGACUGUUUCGACCGUUCUUUGGAAGAGCGAUCCAUAACUGUCUGGGCAGUUCGUGGUUCAGCGUUAUUGAGUCACGUGCAGAUGCCGCCACCGGUUCAAAGAGAGGACCAUAUCCGCUCACAACAAAGCUGUUCUGCACUUUCCUUAAGUUUAACGAGUAUGCGACUAUCAGCAAGGCAUAUUCAACCCCUUUCUGGGACUCUAAUCUACCCUCUGGGCGAGUUCCAUACGCUGCGUACUUCAUGUCUGUCAAGAGCUUAGAGAAAGAAAAGCAACAGCAAGAUGGAUGUAGCACAAGAAAGUUUCCAAAGAUAUACCAAUACAAUGUUCCCUACCACGAAAAGGGCGAAAAGCUAUCAUUUCAGCCAAUGGACCCUGCAAUCCAUGAGACGAUGAAUUCUACGCCGGCGGAAUUUGUAACAAAUGUCCAGAAGAUCCUGGCUAGCAAUAAUAAAGAGGGGUGUGGCGAUGAUAGCCACGAAUACACAUCAUUCUUACCUUUAGAACGACCAAUUUUGAUCGUUGUUAGCACUGAUGAGCGUCUUAUUAACUGGAGCAACGAGCUCACCAAUAUACAGCUGAAUCAAUAUGCUCUCUACUGCUCGAGUGAUUCUGCAUCCAUAGAUUUUAUACGUCGAUAUAUCUUUACCACAUCUUCAGAUCUACCUAAAAGAACGACCAGUGAGUGUGAUACCUGUGAGCUUAAUAACUGUCCGUGUCAGCAUCAGUUAUCAGAGGAGUUGGUCGUAACAGAAAGCGCGCCUACUCGUGGCAGGCCCCCGCGUAUCAAGAAGGAGUCUGACCUGCUUCAGUCCCCCGUUUUGUCUUCUAAUGUUUCAGACUCUCUGUCUUCGUUUAUUAGGUCACUUAGGCAGACUGACAGCGUUGCAGACGUUUUGGUUCCGCAAGGAGUUUCUACGGCAGAAAUCAUAUCCUCAGUUCUAUAUCAAGAUAGUGCGGAUAGAUGCGCUCCCGCGGCGAGGACGUCACCCGAAUUGUGUGCAUUAGAUGCUAAAUCCCUUCUUUCUUGCGGUUUUGGUGCAAACUUUAAAUCGCAAGCAUUAAAGCGGGCCUCGAAACCCUCUGAUCCUCGGGUAUUAAAGCAACAACCUCUGAGCGCUGUCACAGCUGUUAGAAAAUCUCAGACCAAGACUAUUAAGGCACGACCAGAGACCGGUGGCAACACUUCAGAUCUGCGACAGUACACCGCCCUCGAGCGUGCCAUCCUUAAGAAUGCUGCAAAGGGCAACCAUCUCUGUGCCACGUGGCCACAAAAGAAUAGUGGAAACUUUACCCGGAGACUGCAACUCCUCAACGAAACAGGGUACCAAUUACGAUGGAGCGCAUGCUCGCCUGUCUUGACCAUAUCUAAGUGUGCGUGUUCUAUUAUUAUGGGGGUGUGGUGUAAUGUGUGCAAUUUCAAAUUAAGGGUUGCACAUGCUAAGCUCCCGGAAGAGCAGGCAAUUCAUGAUAUUCAGCAAUCAGCAAAUUCACCGUCGGCUACCUUAAAGCUCGGAUUGCAAGAGGCAAUAGAUUUAGAUGGUUACUUAGAAGAUUGUCACAACUAUUACAUCAAGCCCUGCAAGAGUGAUGGUACAUCUAAUGAGUUCGAGGUAGUCAAAGAGCCUCUCUCACAGACCUUUGUGGAGCCACACCUGAAGAUGAAUCCAUCGGAUACUGUACUCUUUCAACGAAAUGGCAAACAGGUCUUAUCUAUAAAACGUAUCUGCCAGCAACUCCCUGCUUAUAUUAUUGUGGCCUCUUUUCAGGCGGCAAUGAGACUUUUAGACGUGUUCUCCCAAAUCCCCUUUGAAAGCAUCUUUGUAGAGGAAGCUUUGGAGAUGACGCCGCAGCAGUACAAUUACCUUGAUUGUUGUUACAACAUUACAUCGAAAUACAGGUUUUUUGCCGGGCGUAAAGAGUUCCCUCUCUUUACUACAGAGCCCCUUACCAAAGUAGCAAACAUUAGCCUCUCUGAGAAAGCCCCCAUAGAUCUUUUGAGAGAGGCUUUGCUGUCGCUCAGCUCCAUGGAUGCGGAUGUGUUCCAUGCGGGCUUAACCAUUCUGUCAUUUUUAAUUCACAUUCCCAAAAACACGUUGCUGUCGACGUUUCAGUUGAUUUCAGAGGCCUUAAGUUCCAUGUUCGGUAUGGAUAGUAGCGCUGCUAUAAAGCCUGUUCAGAUCAUGCUCACAUUUGCACUACUAGACUUUCUGGACGCUGGUUAUCUGCCAGAGGCUGUUCACUCGCAGAUAGUCGCUGCAGAGCUGGCUGUGUUCACAAAUAUACGGGAGAAGAAUAGGCCAGCUGACACGGCGACUGACCUGUCGCGCCAUCUUAGCAACAUGAGCAUAUAUUUCGCAGGCUAUCCACGUGACCAAGUGAAGAUAUCCACUAUAGAGGAGUAUAGGCGCAAGUGCACCGAGUUUUACAAUGACAUCAAGCAGAAGGCAACCGACGCCGUCUCUAGACACACCCCGUACAGAAUUUUUUCUGUCCUGUUUCUUCACAUACAAGCGUACAACUUGGACGAUGAAGUAGCUAGGCUUCAUAUUCCAGCCAGUCUUCUCAGACAGCUUAACGUUGCCUUAACCCCAUUUGGAUCUACGGUGCUGAGGAGAAGUAUUGAAUCGGUAUCAUCAAGCAGCGUCUUAAACACUGUGCGGUGCUCCAGCGGACUUGUAUGUGGCUGCGGCUUAAUUGCUCACAACCCCGAUUACAUUCAGCAGCAAGAGCUGAGUGAGCUUCAAGCCUUAACAGCCAAAGACACAUCUUCAAGCAGUGUAUCGGUAUCUUCUGAGUCCUCUGGUGCAAGUAGACUGUCGGCGCUUCAAUUGGACUUUCUUUCAGUAUCCAAGUUCAGCACCGAGAUGUGUGCUGAACUGCAGGAGUUUCUGUCAUCUAGGCCUUCUAUUCAGCCAUCUUUUGUAUUUAUUAUGCAGCAGACCUUCGAUCAAAUCAUUCUGCAGCGAACAUUCCUCGAUAUUGACGCCAACGUUAGGCGUGUGAUUUUCGAUGACUCUCGCCCAGCCCUGCUUAAGCGGUAUCUUGAGAUAGAAGUUCCGAAUACGCUGGCAAAAAUAUCCUACCCAUUAUACAUCACCGUUGCUCGUUACGCCGUCUUCCAGCUAUUAAUUUAUCUCUGGACAGAUGCGUGCCUAAGCCUCGGUGAGGAAUAUAAUAAGCACUUUAAACUGGAUCCGUCGGGCUUUGCUGACAUUAAUGAGCACGCUUUUUUUGACUCCCUCGUAGUGUAUUCUUUGCACCUCGCCCAGUCAAGAGCUCUUCAGAUCUCUGCAUUGACAAGUGCGUUUAUGUGUCAGGGUGUGCUUUUCUCAGAUCACUCUGUAAAGCUUGCAAAGGCAGCCGGGCUUUCUAACGCUAUUUCGCAGGCCAUCUUUAUCCGGACAAAGACUGCACUGGUGUACCUUGUUCCUGAUAUUAUGGUGAAGCCUACCCUUGUGUUUCUCCGGUAUGUCUAUUCGGGAAGGAUUACUGUGGUGGACGUGUUGACCAUGCUUACAUCUGCUACUAUCGAAAAGACUGUCUCUGAACGCCUUUUGGCAUCGAUAUCAAAUGCAGACGACGACACGUUUAGUAUGCGCAAGCUUGCUACUUACGCACUCAAUCGUUUGCUUCUUUCGGUGUUUUUCGACUCUAUCUUCGUACCAGAUUUAGAGGCAGUAGAACUACAAGCUAACUGCUCCAACAGCAAUGGUGAUACUGGCAGUGGUGCUCCCUAUCCGGCAUACUAUCAACACAUAAGGGACGCAGUAGGCAAUGCAGGCACAACUGCUUCAGAUAAUUUAACCAGUGACCUUGUUGUGUCUGUCGUUCCAGAGACGCUGCUGCUCAUGCUACUUGCUUUCAGCGAGGCCUGUUCACAGACUACGCCCCCGGUAAUAAGGGGUAAGAACAAACCAGUGCCUGCUGGUUAUGAUUUCACCAGCCUAUUGGCUGCUAUGCCAUUUGUUAGUACCAGGCCUAUGGCCCACCUAUUCACUAAGCUCUGCUACGACUACCAGGUAUUAUCAAAAAGCUCCCCACACUCUGUGUCGCCACCAUACAUCCUUCAGAAUCUUUGCCAGCAUUCGCUCGAGGAUUCGCUAUUCUCGAUUCAGUUUCAAUCAACCCACGUACUAUAUGGAGAGGUUCAUUCCCUAUCUAUAGUAUUGAGAGACUAUAUUGCUGAUACAUGUGCAGCCAUAGACUUAAAGCAAGGCACACGGAAAGCAGAUCUCAGCAAUAGAUCUUUACAGGAGAGUCUUCUUAAGUUUUCCACGCAUGAGCUUGUACGAGUCUGUGUGCAUGCAAGCUGUACCUCCUUCCAGCAACACCAGGCGAACAUUGGCAACCAGAUGUCCAAGCUCACUGAUACAUGCUUAAAUCUGAAGCCCCAGAGCCUUUAUCUUAUAGAUCCGCUAGUCCGACGAACGGUCAGUGCCUGGCUUGAUUGUGAUUUGCUCUUACAGGGGGCCAUUCAGUACUUGUUCAUGAAUGUGAAAGCGACACUCAGAGACAUGGUACAAGCAUGCAAGAGUAAGACUGACGAGAGCCUUCUACGAUCGCAUUCUCUGACCUCUGUCACGCAGACAAAAGCCGUAUAUAGAGAGCAUCAUCAGAGUCCCAAAAUACUCAAAAGAAAAGACCGUGGACCACAAUCGGCUGGCAUGAGUUAUGAGUCUCUGAAAAUAGUCUUUGACCCAACACCGUUUUACAUAUAUUAUGCCGGGUCCCCUACCGUUGCUACUAUAUCUCAUAGAGAUUCUUCGUUUUCCAACGAUGUAAGCAGCCCGGUGGACUCUCUGAACACGUCAGUGAGAGCAAAAGACGUAGCAGGACCAUCGAAGCUGCGGACUCGACCAGCGCCGAGCAGCGCAGGAGCUUCAGUAGAACUAGGCUCUGUUGACGACGGGGCGGAGGAGCCUGCAGCUCCAGAUGUCUUUCGUGGAUCACCCGCGUUUUCUGUUAUUUCUGGCAACGUAGUUGGGACCUCGUCAAUCAACGCGCCCCUAUUUAGCAAGAUGGGUAGACUAUUUCGAAAGCCUGAAGGCCCCACGUUGACGCCUACGGAGUUUCUCUACACGUAUUUCGACGGGUCUGUUGAGCACUCCCAGGGUCAAACAGACAUGCAAGUGACGGUUGCAUCGAUGCAGAAUAUUUUCAACCUCAGCAUCCAACCGCCGAUACCGCCAAAACUGGACUUCUAUUCCAUGAAUCCUUCUUCGCACACCAUUCCUCGGAUGUUGCCAGCAUCCGCGGGCUUUGUAGACACUUUCAAAGAGUCUAGUAGUGUCCAGCACUACAUCAAUGGUUACUCAUCCGUUUUAACACCUCUAUAUACCCUAGAUAAGUCCUUUCCAGUAUGCCAAGAAUGCCACAACAUCUGCACUCGAGAGCUGGAUGCGGACUUGUCUGCUGAGAAGCGUAAGCUGCUAAAGCAGUACGGAGUGCAACCCGUCGCCGCCGAUUCAUCUGCUAUGUUUUCUCUCCCUAGAAGUAACAAAGAUUUAAGCUAUCCCAGUUUAGACAACUCACUACUGUAUUAUUGCUUCAUUUGUCAGAAGCUGUUUGAUCCAGGGCUUCUUGCCACUCCAAAUCUAAACACGAAGGAUGUCAAGGUCCUCGUUCAAGCAUGCCAGCUCGACAACAAACCGUCAGUCAACCCGCAGCACAUUAUCACACCUAACUCUCAAACUGUUUUUAGACAGUGUAAGCUCUAUCAGGAAUCGUCUCUUGAAAGCCAAAGCACGAUACUAUCGGAUGGUGUUUACCAAUCGAACUUAACGUGUCUGUCGUACUGCGGCGCUAAUGAGCAUGAGAGUCUUUGUCUACAGUGUAUAGAAGAGGCUGGGCUCCCACAAACUUUAGCAUCUAAUGUAUACCUCACGAUAGACGGGCUUCUGAAGAGGAAUAUGCUACAUCACGGCACACCAGCUUUUGUUCUGGAGGAGUACGCCCUUGCAUACGUGAGUGCUGCGUACUCCUAUAUUCUUUCAAAGAAGUGUGUCGGCUGUGUCUCAGAGCUUCAGGUCCCCUGUCUCUACUUUGCUAAAACGACAAGAAGCGACAUCGCCAAUGAGUACGGGCAUCUAGUAUAUAGGUAUGAGUAUAUUCUUUACGGCCGGGCGGUUUGUGAGCUAUUGAACCAUCUGUUAUAUACAACAGUCGCAUCUUUAGACGGUCAAGAGAGCAUCCACAUACAGUUCAUGUCUUUACAACGAAAGCUGAGCACCUCUUGCCAGACAAGCCACCCCUUUGAUCGCAUAGGAAACAGGGCUGUACUGCACAUCUUGACAAGCUUCUUUUCUGCGCAUAUCAAAAAGAAUACACUGCAGUCCACGGUGACAGAGUACUCUCGGGCAUUAGCCAAGACAUAUGCGCUGUUUAGGCACAAAACAAUAUGUGCAGCCAUGGACUUUGCCAUUCCGUACACGUUAUACCCCAUUUACUCGUCCUUACGAGGGCUUCUUCGUCACUGCAACCUAUGCAAGAAAGUCUUUUCAGAGAACUGGCUGAAGAUGUACGACAUUACAGGCACAGUGCUUCACACACUUCUGAAGACAAUCGACAGCAACCUCGUGUUCGCUUCCCUAGGAUAUAACUCUAUAUUCUUUAAAUACUACGUCAUCCUUCGUCUGCUUCUUGCCGACAUUCCCGCCUUUCUGCUUGAUCCCAGGGGGCCCAGAGGACAUGAGUACUCAUAUACUGCAUCUACGCUGAAGGACGACGCUUCUUUUUUGGCGUUUAUGCUUAAGCACACCUUCCUCUAUGGCCACUCUUUAGUCUUGGGUCCUGAAUCGCCUUGUUAUUUACAUCUUCUAUUACAAUUUAGUAGCAUAAUUCUAGCGUAUAAUGGAGUUCACCCGUGCAAGCUCUUACAUACUAGCGAAUUAUGUAGGUCCAACGAGUAUCUUUUCAAGGGAAGCUUAUAUAGCUCUACAAACGUCAUUGCUGAUAACCUGCUCAUUUACCACUUUUUCACUAAUGUUCCUCAGCUUAUCUCGCUUUACCUAGAGAACGAAGACUCCGUAGCUUUACCUCUGCGUUGGACGCAAGGACCAGAUCUUUGCCAAGAGCUUUUCAGGACUUUCAGCACGUUGGAGUUCAGCGUUGCUCAUGCCUUGACCGACUUAGGUACCAUACAAUUUACUCCUCAGCUCGUCUACAUCCACAGACUGGUUCGCGCAAAGAUCCGUACCAUCUCAAUGAGCUCGCCUCUAGCGCUGGUGGACACUACACUACUGAAUCAGUACGUUCACGCGUAUGCCCAAGAUGGCCUUCUCACAGUGGAUUCUUUCACCACGCUCUUUUCCUGUGACUAUUCAUGGAUUUACCGAUUAGCUUUUGGUGUCUAUCAUUAUGAAAUAUCAGCAAAUCAGGACUAUCUCGCGUUAAUACAGUCUGCCUCAGAAGAUGGCGCGCCCAAAGUCUUGUGCAAUAGUAUAUCUGAGACCUUUAUGCAAAAGUUGUGUUCACCAUCUGCUAGUGCAACAAGCAAUAGGCCGCGACCCUUCGAACAACGCCGCUAUGGGAUUGCCAAUGUCCAUCCCUAUCCUCAUUCUAUAAUGAAGCCCCAGCUUGAAGCCACAGAUGAGGCUCCAGCUGCGGAAUGCAGUCUCCGAUAUACGUCAUCAGUAAGCAUUACAAACAACGGGUUAGAACAGGACUCCCUCAAGCAGCUUCCGGCAACUGAGAAUCUCUAUGUGGAGCGGUUCUCGACGGCCAAUCUUCAUAUCUAUGACUCGCCACUAAUGAACUCACUGGAUCUGUCUUCUAUUAGUUCUACUCAUCCGGGACUGGUAGAGCGCACAGGACACCAGGAUAAAAGCAAUUCUCUGGUGCAGCCGUCGGUAGUGGACAACGGUGCCAGCACGUCUCCUGCACUUAAUUCUGUAUUAUCAGCGCAUAUGAUCGCAGAAACCUAUAACCGUAUGGUUCUAACUCCUGCCACAAGCAAGAUCCAGUUGGACUUAUUUAAGGAUAAUGCUAUCUAUUCUAAAACUACAAGCACUCCCGCGUUGCUACCUCAAGCGACGCUCCAAGGGCUUGCUCCAAUUCCUACGAAAGUUCUCCUACAUGUGGUGCUUAGAACCAUUAGGAUGCUGCUCAUGCGGGCCUAUCCCAUGGACAACCAGAACAGCAUCUUCUACCCCCAGAUAGCCUUCUCCAAAGUGCAAAACACUCUCUCAGUUGCACUGGGGGACUUUGUACCAUUGCCCCAAGGAUCUUCUAGCGAGUUACCUUCCACUGCGUCGCGUGACCAAUCAACGCCGAUUGAUGGGAGCUACCUUAGCUUAGGCGAACAAAGCGACAGUACUCCAAAACAACGAGCCCGUCUCCACAUGGCCGAGAGGUUUCUUGUAGUUGGCGGAACAUAUCUACACGGGGGACUGUUCGAUUAUAUUUAUGAGCCUUAUCGUUUCCCCGAUGACCACACAGAUUUAGAUUCCUUCUUUCUAAGGUACUUAGUCAAUUACAUGUAUAUCCCUCAGAGAGAGGCUGGCCAACAGGAUCUACUUGCGGUAUUUCUUCAGGAUCCGGUGUCCGGCAUAAGCAUGAAGGAGCAUACUAUACUGUCUGCCCUGAUGUCGAGUAACUUUAUGGUGUCGGGGCUAGUCACCGAUAGCGUAGAGCAACAGAAGAUCGAGUCCCUUGUCAGUGACUUUGAGACUCUGAUUCCAGAACACAACAGGCAGCUUCUGAUCGAGAUUAUAAUGUCCAUUGGUGUGGGACUUGGGACAACGCCCUUGGAGAUGUAUGAGAAUAUUAUUCGCACAUAUCUCCUUAUGACAACUAAGGAUCGUUCUCUUCCCGUUAGCACUAUCCUACGGGCCUCCGUUACUUUCCUACAGAUACUCUGGCUUAUGGUCAAGAAGUGCCGCAAGCUACCAGAUGAGUUACGGCCAUAUGUUCAGAACACAGACAUAAGUAAGGCCACACACGAUCUUUACCUGCUUCGAAUUUUGCAAGGAAAGCUGAAAGAACUUUCUGUGCGGUAUAACUAUCUAUUAUUUUCAUUCGAUUGGUGUCUGUGUAACACGGGAUCAAAGUAUGCCACUGUCUUUUCCCGUGGCAUCCAGCAAGUCCCUGUGGUAGAGAAUUACUGGCUUCAAUGCUGCAAUCAGUACAUUGAAGACUUCUCUCUUCAAAAUCUCACCACCCCAAGGGCAGCAAGCAAUCCAGAGGCCGACACUGCCAACACCUCCAAUGAAGGCCUACAGGAACCUGUUUCUCCAGAGACUGCGGCCAUCAAUGACGUCGCAUGCUCACCUGCCGCCUUAGCAUAUAGACUACUAUGGAACAUCUCUUACUACUUACCCCCAUUUUACUACACCACUAACUCGCAUACUCAGGCAAGUUCUUUGAUAAACCCGAGGAUGCUACCAUCUCGUAGCUCUCAAUACUACGGACAACAGGGGACGUUACAGCAAAGCUUCAGUACCAUCAAGCAAUAUGUUCUUAGAAUUCAUCCAAGCGCCUGCGCAAUUGACCUAAUGAUAGAGUAUGUCGAUUAUAUGUACGACUGCAUGAUGGAUCCUACCUAUGCCAGCCGCUACUAUUCAACGCCCUUGACAAUGAGGUCGCUCUUCACCGUCCAGGAAUACGGGCUUACAGACCUUAAGAAUUGUUGGUUGUACCUUACCUAUUGCAAGAUUGAGUUUCUCGAAAAAUUUGGACUCAACUUGCACGAUAUCGCCGCUCUCAAGGCUAGCCCCGCUCCGCAGGUAGCAGAGGAAGAUAUAAAGAUUGUGAUGACAGUGGCGGAGCUGAUUCACUCCGCGUGGUCAAAAUUGUCUGAUUUGAAGGUCCUACAUGCGUACGUUCGAUACCGGGGUAAGUAUCAGCAGCUUCUGAUGGAUAAGAAGGAGUACAACUGUUCGCACACCACAAAUCCUAUCCAGCUAGCCAAGAUCCUCCUCCCCAUAUUCCAGCAACUUACGCUCAUGCUCGAAAAAGCCUAUAAUAAGUUCCCCAAUGCGUGUACCAACACCGACACGUGCAAUCUCUUGUUCCCCACCCAUACUCUCACUCAACGAUGUGAUGUCAAGCUCCAUCCUGUCUUGAAGGAGCGAUGGAACGCGUACUAUGUGCAUGCUAUACCAUGGCAGGCUGUGGUGCCACUAUUUUCAGAUGAGUUUCUCUUCAACUUCGAUCUACUGCAGCGUCUCAGACGAGUACCCAGUUCAGAACAGAUCACAUUUGCCAUCAAGCAGUUUUCGGCUCUUAUCAAGGAUAGGUGGCCAUCAAUCCUGCAGGCUAUUCGCGUCCCUGUAACAGCAGAGUUUAUUAAAGAGAGGCAUCGGCUCUUGAUCUAUGGUCUUGCCACGGAGCGCAUACUACUAAGCAAUCUCAACGAGCAGUAUUACAAUCACGACUUGAACAGUGUAAUAGACAUAUCCCGCAAUAUUAUGCAGGCUUCUAGGAGCCAUGUACGGCUUAUAGCUUUGAAAGCACAUCCAGAAAACCGUCUCAACGAAAUAUUCAGCGUAGACGUACCACCCUAUUCUCCCUCUAUACAGACUACAUGCACGCAACCAACCGCUUUUGGAGCCAUGCCUACGCCCACUGGGUACACGCACACGCCGGGGACCUCUGGCCCUACUCCUCCUUACCAGAUGGGUCCAAGAAUCGGUCAAUUCGGACCUAGUAGCGCCCCACAGUCUCAUAGACAACCAGGAGAGUACCACGAUGCAACGGCUUAUCCCCAAGAAAAGCUUCAGUAUCCGCAGGGGGCACCGGGGGGACCAAGAGCUCCGUAUGGGGCGGUGGGAGGCAACAGAUACUAUGGCAGACAGGGCAGAGGAAUGGAGCCCUACCAAAGAACUGACAUGCUUCCAGCACCACGUUAUCCGGGGGUACACUCCCAGACGUAUCCGCCGCCUACCCGGUAUGAUCCUUUUACAAUGAGAACCGGUGCGUAUCCCCACUCCAAUGGCUAUGGACCGGCAAGCAUGUCAUAUCAAGCGGAACAGGGAUCCCUCAUGCACCAGCGACUACUUACUCAGCAAUACCCUCUAGCAGGAGCACGGGCUGCAAGCGCUCCAGAAUCUCAACUGCGUCCUGGGCAGUACCACACUCUCAACCAGGACCAUCUGGGAUACCAGAGCUCAUCGCCUUAUCUCAAUAUGCCGUAUUAUCAGGCUCAACCCCCGUCUCACUUUGGAAUUACUCCCCAAAGAAGUUACUCACAGCUGCACUCCAAUGCAUCGCCCUUUGGAGCAGGAUGGGAAUCAAUCGGAUACUCGAGCAAUGCUGCUGCAAUGCCAACCAAGUCCUCUGGAGAUGAAUUGUCUGUCUCCUCAUAUAAAGAAACGUUAUCUGUGAUCCUUAAGCUUCUCAACAAAUUGUUUCCCAGCGUAGUCAACAAAAAGAAUAACUUAGAAGGCUCGGAGCGGGCUUUGUUUGAACAUAUAGCAGGUCUUUACUCCCAAGACAAUCUGUUCUUUGAAAAACCCCUUACCGAAGAUAGUUGGCAAUACGCCCUGGGAUACAUGAGUCUCAUCCGUGAGCAGCCUCUGCGUGAAGACGAGCUGAUGAUACAACGCAAUAUCUUGAUAACUAGGAUUAAUCAUAUAACUAGUAAGUGGUCCGGAAUUCUAGGUGCCUUAGAAGACAAUGCUUUCUCUGUACUACAGGCCUUUUGUAAAAAGUUCGAGCAGGUCGUGCAGACCAAAAAGAACGAUAUUGACUACCAUAUGAUCGUUAGAGUGGGUAAAGAUUGCGCUGCGUUCUUCCUUAGUCAAGCAUAUUACUAUGCGUUUGAGCUGCGCAGAACCUAUAUUGAAAACAGGAGCAUGCCAUCUUCCUCCUUGAUGAAAAAGAUGAAUGAGAUGCUCGAUCUCUGCAUGCAAAUACUACCUGUUUCGGAGAUACUCUCCUCUGCAGACGUUCAUUUGAGGCGACAGCUACUAUUGGCUCUGUUUAUUAAGAACUUAUUUGAGCAGCAGCCUCGGACGUAG
Messenger RNA from Giardia duodenalis, 13083 nucleotides. RefSeq lists its product as uncharacterized. Bases 1 to 13083 code for a protein of 4360 amino acids. Lineage: Eukaryota; Fornicata; Diplomonadida; Hexamitidae. The record is from RefSeq and is a predicted model, not a curated record. The transcript has a single exon.